AUGGAAUCUGUGUGCAAUGAGCUUUUGAAAGCAUGGACAAUUUUGGAUCCGCAGUUGCCACCGGUUGUCCGGAACGCACUUAUUGCCAGGGGAACAGCAGAAGAGGUUGAUAACCAGAUUUACCACUUACAAAAGUCCGUUGAGAUUCCUCGAAAUGCUGGGGAGAACGAACACUUUGCAGGCUAUUUAUUAGUAAAAGCAGCCCUGGGACAAAGACUUUUUCCUCUUGCUAGAGCCAUGACGAAACGUUUGGAAAGGUGGCAAACUGGAACUACGAGCGCCGCUGUGCUACAAAGGAUGUUGGAGACCGAGACAGAGUUGCGUCUGCGUGAAUUUCUUUGUGAGCUCCGUCAUCAGGAAGGUACAAGCUUUGCUCCUCCCACCGACCUUUCUCUGCUGUCUGUAUCGGCUCGCGAGCCAAGCCCCAUACGGGAUCUCAGAGUGCAGGCGGUCCGCCGUCUGGACGAAUGCCUUACUGCAAUGGCUCAUCUUAGUGAGAAUGGAGAUCUGGUGGAAAUUUGCGUUGCUACCUUGUGGAAUAUAGCAAGGCCUUGCCUAGGUCCAGAAACUCGGCGCCAUAUCUACAGAAAUAUGCAGAAGGCGAGCAAUGCCCUGGACCGCUGUCAGUCAAGCCAGAUGUCACUUCGAGUGCACCUUUUCCAUCAACUGGCGCAAUGCGAGGUGGAAGAAGAACUGUUUAAGGCAGCACAGGCAACUAUUAGCAGGGCGCUAAAGAUCGAACGUAGUUGUUGCCGUGCUGCCUGCAACAAAAAUGAGCUUGCAUUAACCAGCCAGCCCCUUACUAGCGCUUCAGACAACCCAGUAUUGUCAACUACGUGUACUGUUGAGGUCGAACCGAGCCUGACGCAAUUGACAGAUUCGCGGCCACUGCGUUUAUCUUUAGAGCGAAUGGCCCAGGCAGUUAGUAAAAUGAUUUUGGCAGUGGGAAACUUCAGUCCUGUGGAGCAAAUCCAGAACAUAGCGUUCCGUGACCGGCACGAUCAUCCAAUUGGAAAGAUAAUUGACAUCGCCGAAGACCUUCGUAGACGAGCAUUCCAUAUAUUGGCCGAUGAAGAGAGCAAAAUCUGUAACCGUCAGCUACGAGUGGAGCCACACGGCACAACAAAGCGAGCUGUUGGCUCAGCACAACAGAGUAGGGCUUCAGCUCAUCCGAGGCGAAUGCUUUCCUUGAGAGGAGAAAGCACGAUAAAGAAGAUAAUAGCAUCAUACGGUCAUCUAGUUAGCCGCGCCCAAGAACUUGGAGAUGAUCGAGCCACGGCGAGGGCUGCAGCUGCGAUUCUUUCCAUGAUCCAUGGAACUGAGAAGUGCUUGGAUGCAGCUACCCUCAAUUUUGAAUCACCAGAGACGACGCCUCCAGUUGACUUGCGCGUACGACUGAGGCCCCCGCUUGAAACUGAGGUGGCGGUGCACGUCACCGAGGCUGCAUACGCACUGGCACUUCAAGACUUUGGACUGGUUCAAGAGUUUUGUUCAAAGGUUCCACUCUGGAACAUCUCGAGCAGGCGCAAGAUUUUCGGCGCAUUGCUUCAAGAUGUCAUGCUCCAAGAAACACCACAGCCUGUUCUUUCACGGCUAUUGAAGACGUCUUCCAGUUCGUUGCAAGAUACUGCCGGCGGAUUGGACAAAUCAUCAAAGGCAAAACAGGCAAAGGUGCAGACUGCAGGAGGGGCUGAAAAUGCAUCAAUGCUCAAACUAACUCCAGACAUUUUGGUGCUCCUCCAAAUCGAGUGUGGCGAUAUGCUGUGGUCUGCCACCACUGCCGUGGCUGCAUCCGUUUCUGCGGAGCUAGCGGGGCCGGUUGAAUUGCUGAGGACAGAAUUGUGGACUCGACUUGCUGCUGCAUCCCUCUCUGUAAACUGCCAAACCAUCCAAGGACUAUCAGUAGCUUACGCGUUCCAAGCGCUUGGUGAAAAGUGCUCUGUAGUCCCGUACAAAAUUUCUUCCAAUGUGAAGCAUAAACUGCAACUCUGGAGGGGCGUGGCGCAUGUUGUGGCCGGACUAGCGCUUCUUGCUACAGACUUUACAGUGAAGUGGGAUGAACUCUUCCGAACGGCCGAAGGCGCAAUGGUACUUGUUCCCAAAGUGCUGCACACUCCCCUGAUGAAAUUGCAGAUCCUCGCUCUGAUCCGUACAGAAACGCCUAAUUUGUUCCCCACAGUGUGCAACCUAGCCAGAAGUGAACCUUCUAGCGAAGCGGACUUGUUGCUGUGUUUCGCUCGGCUUGCUCAAAAAACUCCUGGCCUUACAUCCAUGGUAAUGGAUGCUUACGAGGGGGCGCUCACUUUAUUUGAGAUUGAUAAGGACCCGCAUGGGAUUGUUGUUCACUUGGAAGUUGCGGAGUGGCUCCUUAGCAUGCGUCGCCCCUGGGCGAAGGCCAGUUCACAUAUUCGUGCUGCGUUGGACCUGCUUAAAAAUGCUGAAUGCCAACAAAAGGUGAGCAGCCCAAAGCCCAAAGAGGGGCCAAACCAAGUCCUGCACACACUGAUGAGACUCGACCAUUUAUUUCUACUGCAAGCGCAGGCACUCAAGCUAUUUUAUUCUCCAGAUACAUCAGAGACUGCAGAUGCAAUGCGACAAAUAAUCAGUCUGUCUUCUCAAAUGCUUGACGCGUCCACGGAGACUCCCUCGGAAAAGGCAAGCGAGAACGAUAGGGAAAUUGCGGAGAGGGAAACUAGUAGCGCCGAAUCUUCUGGAGAACACACAGAGGGGUUUGGAGAACACCAUGGUUACGGUGACCUCAGCAAUCGUGAAAUGAGUUGCGCUCCACUAGGCCCUUCCUCGACGGAAACAGAUUUUCAUGCGCCUAUGGGCCUUUGCUAUUGCUGCAGGCGGCUCGACAAAUUGAUCCUUGGGCGUCAGCCAAUCUAUACGAGCCGGUUCGCUUCGUGCAUUUUGGUUCAAGGGGCAGAUGCUUAG
Molecule: messenger RNA, 2937 nt
Organism: Eimeria acervulina
Lineage: Eukaryota; Apicomplexa; Conoidasida; Eucoccidiorida; Eimeriidae
Exons: 8
Coding region: 1-2937 (978 amino acids)
Biological process (GO): cilium movement involved in cell motility; axoneme assembly
Source: RefSeq, a predicted model, not a curated record